CGAAAGCAGUCAUAUGCAAAGCAGUAAGAGGCCUUGCUCAGUGCGACUUAGUAAAAAUGACACAAAUUAAUAUACUCUACUUAAACCAGACCAAGAUUAAUGGUUCUCUUUCAGUGCAGCUUAGCCCAACUGUCACUCGACAGGCGUUUGUCGGACAAAAUCAACACUAAUCAACAUUUAUUCGUCUCUUGCCCUUGGGUCUGAGGAGCGAGAGCGGGCUGCGCCAUUCUCCCGCUCGUCUCGCCACGCUUUUCACCCUCCAUCCAGCUUCGCCAUAUAUCACCCUUCCUCCUGGUGCCUCUCCUCGGACGGAUCCACAUACUCAGCUAUCAGGGUACAUUAGAGGCAUGAUAGAUUUUCUGUUUUAAUUUACAUCUAUUAUAUUACAACAUAACAGAUUCUGAUUCAGGAGAGACCAACGUCUCCUAUAGGCAGACUCCUUGGGAGGAUUUCUGCAUUAACUUAUUAAGGUUCGUUAGGAUGCAGCUUCAGAUAGACUCCCUUGCCCGUUCUUUCCUUGUCUCCCUCUCUCCCUCUCUCUCUCCCUCCCUCCCCCCUCUCUGGCAAGCUCAGUGAAGAUGUCUGGGUGCACCUUCUUCACAAGCACAGCUCAUUCUCUUUAGACUUGGCUUCCUCUGCUGGGUCACAUGAGGCCGGCUUCCUCCCGUACUUUCUGAUUGGACUUUGAUCAGCCUACGGUGGGAGUUGUGGGCCCCCCUUUCCUGCCUGGGUAAAUGGGCCUUGACAAAUCUGGUGGCUUAGAGUCAGUGGGCACCCCCUCCCAGACUUUAGUCCUAGCCCCCAGCAUCUUCUUUUGCUUUUUUUUUCCCUUUUGGUCUCAGUUACAGUUAGAUUUUAUUUUUAUUGAAACACAGUUCUACAGAGACAGAGGGAGAAAACAAAAUUGGUUGGGCUAACCAAGGAGAAGGAAGUUGAAGGGAGAACUGAAGGAGUGAGUUGAAACAAGGCUGUUUUCCUCUGUACGUGACCAUCUUGGAAGCAUCUUACUCCAGUUUGGAACAGGCUGGCUGAGUCCAGCUUGUUUCUGGCAUAUGAGAUAUAUGUAUGUAUCGUUCCCUCAUAAAGUGCCUUUCCACCUCAUUUAUGAAAUUGGCUUUUUAUUUUUAUCCUUUCUCUCCCUUUCUUUCACCAGAGAUGUAGUGUUGAGUACAUCUUUUAUUUGAUGAUGUAGUAUUUCCCCUUGAUUUUUGGUGGGCCUGGAGCAUUUAUGACUGUUGACUAAGGUCACAUUAAGCUUGGAUAUCUAGUCACCUGUUUGCUGGCUGCAGAGAAGAGCUUGAGAAGGGGACAGAAAUCCUCCCCUCUGCUCACCUCCUUUUACCCUGUAGUACUUUACGCACGGACACCGUGGCUUUGUCAAAUGCCCAGGGAGACUGUGUCUUUCUUCUCAAAUUGGCUGUAACGCUAGAUCCUUGGCCACUUAGAAGGCCUGAGUUUAUUAUUUUUUCCACCAAGCUGUCGAUUCUAAACAGGAGUAAGGUUCCUUUUGUGGGCAGAAUGCCGAGGAGCCCCGGGCCGAGUUGGGGACGUGUGGUCUGCGUGUGUUUGCCUGUGGCUGCUGAGUGUAGGAUGUGUUAGGAGGAUAGCUGAGGACUUCCAUUUUGGUUUCUUAUUACGCAGCAAUAAAGUAAAUGAUGCUUAGUAUAACUUUGCACUUACAGAACUGUAGCUCGAUUUGAGAAACAAAACUCCACCAACAGGAGUGCUCAGUAUCUUGAGCUUGGGAGACUGACCUCGUUAAUUUUAAUGAGGGGAAAAAUUCUCCAGCUGGGGCUGAGAAGAAAGUGAAAUACCGAUGAGGUUAUCACUUUGGAUGAUCUCACUGAUUUCAGAGUAGAAUUGGAAUGAUGUUUGGAGAGUUUUCUAAAAUCCUGUGGAGAGAUUUAGAAGAGAAUACAUCUGCCCUUGAUGAUAUUAAGGGGCUGCUUCCCCUGGUGGGCAGAGCAGAAUUCUACAUUGUCCCUCUUAAAGGUGCUAUUAGAAAGGUGAACAUAUUAAAAAGUUAGGCUGAAAGAAAACCGAAAGAAAAACUGAAUUAAUGUGAUUCUUAUGUGGGUCUAGCCUGAAAACAAUGGAGCUGGUCUUAGAGUGGCCGAGACAGUUGACUAGAAGCCAAGGGCUUCUGAGUUCAAGUGCCUGCUGGGACGCUAGCUUCCAGUGGGAUUUGGGGCAUCUGUUUCUUUAUCACCCAAAGGCAGGAGGUGGGCUGAGGGCGUCCUGUUUUACAGUCGGCAGCUAUUUGAUUUGAACAGUAAGUUGAUGACUUUGGCCCUGCCGUUAAGGAGCUGACAGAUUGUGACCAAUGAGGUUAGGAUGACUGUAGGACAGUUUUGCCCUCGGUUAGGAGGGGCUUGCCAAGUUCCACUGACAUUGGUUGGGGACCACAGAAGGAAGCAUCAUCAUGUAAGGUAUAUGGCCCCCUUACAUUAGCCUGGUCCACAACACGGCUGAUCCUAGGAAAAAGAUCAUUCUGCCAAUGAAUUUUUUGAAGGUGUGGGGCAGACAGCACAGCAUUUCUCCUCCAAAAGCUCAAGCUUGCUGACUCAGUCUCUUUUCUCAUCUUUCUGGCAUGUCACUGCACUCAGUAGAAGAUUUGUGCAACCAUUGGGUACAAAUUCAAGUGUUACCAAAGGGACACUUUCCGAUUAAAUGGGACCAUCUUGCUCUAGGGGCCAUCUGGCUAUCAGUGGAAUUUUGCAGGGUGGGGGUCCAUUAAUACUUGUAACCUCCCUUGAAAUUCAGCCUUUUUCUCUGCAAGCUGGAAGACAACAGUUCAGGGCACUUGUGCUGCUGCUAUGGCUGUGUGUGUAUGUGAUGGGAAAUGCUGGUUGCCAAGCAGCAGAGAAUGGACAUAAUCGUGCUGCCUAGCAACAGCGGCAGCGUGGUCACUUACGCAGAUUUCUGCGCCUCUUCCUGUUUGGUCUGCUGGAAAAUACAGAUGGCUUCCGUGGGUUGCUGUCUGCCCUAGUCACAAUGAGACGUAGGUAACCCUGGUGAACCACGGUGGAUAAAUACACAAGUGCAGGCUUUAAAAUAAUUACUUUCCAAACUGUCAAGGGCUGAUUGCUGAUUUUUGCACAGCAUUCCUCAGUUUCCCCUUUGAAGUUAUUGUGCACAACAGGCCAAGUAGGUUGGCUGUUAAGCCAGAAGAGGAAUCUUAGAAAAGUCCCAGACUUCUCUGGAUGCUGCCUUUACUGAGCCUGGUGAGCCUUUACUCCGCACGUGUGAAUAAAAUAUGAAACAGUCAAUUUUCUGAUAAAGACACACACACACACACACACACAAUGUGAAAAAGGCAAGAGGAGCAGAGCGUGACUACCUAUUGUUCUUUGGGGACUGAAGAACAAAGCAGGCAAGAGAAAGGCAGGCCAUCCCUGCUGGCUUGCCCUUUCUCCCAGCUCUGACCAGCACCUCUCACACGUGACACUCCUCAGUGAGGUCACCUGCUCACUACAGAUGCCAAGGACGCUUGCUUGGCACAGACCUCCUGGGUCAGAGGGCCGGCCUUUGCUCUUCUUGGCGGUUCUGUGUAUGGAGCACUGGGAGUGUUUGCAGCUGAAUGCUUAAGGAAGAUAUUAUCUGGCAGUGGGAAAAGGGAGUGAGUCUGUGCUCUCUCCUACCCCUCUCGGUUUUGAGUAUCCGGGGAGCCCAGGAAGAGGAGCCAACAGACCCCCAGCUGAUGCGACUGGACAACAUGCUGUUAGCAGAGGGGGUGGCGGGGCCAGAGAAGGGCGGUGGCUCGGCUGCGGCAGCGGCAGCAGCGGCAGCUUCUGGAGGGGCAGGUUCAGACAACUCAGUGGAGCAUUCCGAUUACAGAGCCAAACUCUCACAGAUCAGACAAAUCUACCACACGGAACUGGAGAAAUACGAGCAGGCUUGCAAUGAGUUCACCACCCACGUGAUGAAUCUCCUGCGAGAGCAAAGCCGGACCAGGCCCAUCUCCCCAAAGGAGAUCGAGCGGAUGGUCAGUAUCAUCCACCGCAAGUUCAGCUCCAUCCAGAUGCAGCUCAAGCAGAGCACAUGUGAGGCCGUCAUGAUCCUGCGCUCCCGGUUUCUGGAUGCGCGGCGGAAGAGACGGAAUUUCAACAAGCAAGCGACGGAAAUCCUGAAUGAAUAUUUCUAUUCCCAUCUCAGCAACCCUUACCCCAGUGAGGAAGCCAAAGAGGAGUUAGCCAAGAAGUGUGGCAUCACAGUGUCCCAGGUAUCAAACUGGUUUGGAAAUAAGCGAAUCCGGUACAAGAAGAACAUAGGUAAAUUUCAAGAGGAAGCCAAUAUUUAUGCUGCCAAAACAGCUGUCACUGCUACCAAUGUGUCAGCUCAUGGAAGCCAAGCUAACUCACCCUCAACUCCCAACUCAGCUGGUUCUUCCAGUUCUUUUAACAUGUCAAACUCUGGAGAUUUGUUCAUGAGCGUGCAGUCACUCAAUGGGGAUUCUUACCAAGGGGCCCAGGUUGGAGCCAACGUGCAAUCACAGGUGGAUACCCUUCGCCAUGUUAUCAGCCAGACAGGAGGAUACAGUGACGGACUCGCAGCCAGUCAGAUGUACAGUCCGCAGGGCAUCAGUGCUAAUGGAGGUUGGCAGGAUGCUACUACCCCUUCAUCAGUGACCUCCCCUACAGAAGGCCCUGGCAGUGUUCACUCUGAUACCUCCAACUGAUCUCCCAGCAAUCGCAUCCCGGCUGACCCUGUGCCCCAGUCGGGGCAGGGCCAGGAGGGAGGGUUUCUCUCCCAACGCUGAAGCGGUCAGACUGGAGGUCGAAGCAAUCAGCAAACACAAUAAGAGUCUCCUUCUCUUCUCUUCCUUGGGAUGCUAUUUCAGCCAAUCUGGACACUUCUUUAUACUCUCUUCCCUUUUUUUUCUGGGUAGAAGCCACCCUUCCCUGCCUCCAGCUGUCAGCCUGGUGUCCGUCAACUUCCCUGCCCCUGUCCCUCUGUCCUAGACUCCCUGGGUCCCUGCCCUCUAUUACAUCACUGAAGGAUAUUUUCAACAAUUAGAGGAAUCUAAAGAGAAAAAAAAAUACAAAGAAAAUAAUAAAAGUGUUUGUAUGUUUUCAUGCUGGUGGUUUGAGGAGCCAAAUUUACCUCACUCGGAUCCCUCGCUCCCUUUGUUAACAGGCAAUCCUUCUCUGUUUCUCUUGUUACUCUCACUACCUCUUAGCAGGAAUACGCCACAUUGCCCUACUCAUUCCAGGCCUCCCUGCCUCGUCUUGCUCUUCCCUCCAUGGGAACAAUCCUGAUUAGAACACUUUCCUCCUCUUCCUUCCCAGCCCCAGGUAUUCACUGGGGACGGCCAUAGCUGGGCUUCUAAAGGUGCCACAUUCUCCACUUUCAGCUCCACUAGGUUGAUUCCCAGGCAGGAAGUCAGACAGCAGGAGAGAGCACAAGGAACAAGAAGGGCAGAAUUCUUCGAGGCUUUCUCAUCCUCCUUUAACAGCUCUUGGUUUCAGAGGCACAGUCUUUGGAGACCCUGCAACACUUAGUGAGCAAUGUUCAGAAGCUACUGCAAAACCAGGUCCAAGUUAGGCAUGGUGAUGAACGCAUCACUAAGGAGAAGAGGGUUCUUAUCCUGAAAGCCUUCACCUACUCCUUCUCUCACACACACACACACACACACACGCACAUGCAUAGUCUCAUACAUUCACUUUCGCAAGGUCAGUCACAUGCCACGUACAAAUACUUACGUUAGUAACCAUAGCAUUAUGCCUUGUGAGCCCAAGAGAGGGAAUUAGCAACUCUUAGUGAAGGUCACUGACACAGAGAAACAGUAUAUGCCUGGGGCCUCCAGGACUUGCAGGUCCCCCAGCAUGCACACCCGAGAAAGACAUACACAAGACUGGAUCAUGAUGAAGACCAGGUUUGCGGUGUAAACUAUUCCUGUUCCCACCACCUCUGGAGCUCUCAGGGAGCCACAUACAGAACUUACAAUGUCUGUAAUGGAUUUGGUUCUCUUUUGUUUUUGUUUUUGUAUUAGGGACGUUGCAUUAAUUAUCCAAAGCGUUAUAUGGCACCACAUUCUUGUUCUAAAGGAGAGAGUUGUGUAAGAACAUGGCUCAAGCGGACUUUUUGCUAGCUUAAUUUGAAGACCUGAGAGUGAUGGGGAAAGGGGAGAUAAUGUUUUCAGUGACAUCAUCACAGUGAUUUUCAUUCCCUGGAAAUAUGUAAGAGAGAGGAGUAUAUAGUAGAAAGCUGUUCUCUAAUGUCACCUGAGCUUACAUUAUUCAUAGCCAACUGUCCCAGCAAUAAAGAUGGCAGCUCUGUCACUUGACUGUGUGGGAGGUGGUCAAAUCUCUUGGUGCCCCAUUUUCUUUGUAAAAUGGGGAUUAUUAUUCCUGGCUCAUACGCAAUCUGUAAAUGUGAAAUCAGAGGAAGUAGUGUCCCUGAGAUAAACUGGUUCGUGCCAUGUGGGGAUAAUAAAUGGUUUUCCUAUUCUAACUUCUGGUCACCAUCAGUACCGUGAUGUUAUCACCAUGAUGACAAAGAGAAGAGGUAUUGUUGUUGCUUUUUUUUUCAUUUCUUUUGUUCUGUUUGGUUUCUUAGAAUAGAGAUAAGCUUCCAAACUAGAAACAUAGGACUUGGUUCUCUUAGUUUGUAUUUGAAUCCAAUAUGUGGCCUUGUAAGUACUUAGUCCCCUGUUAUAUCUACUCUGUUUGAGAGGUCUCUGGAAGAAGUAUAAGACCUUGAGGGGUGAGGAUGGCCAGCUAACAAGGUCAUGGAAAUUCUGCAUGGCACUACAGUAAUGAAUAGAAAAUGCUCCUGUGUGUGUCUUGGGUGGGUGGGUGGGAUACCUCAGAAAUUGGAGGGUAUGUGUAUUUGAGGGAAAUGCAAAAAGUAAAUAUUUGGCAACAUGGGAUUAUGCCUUCAUAACUAAGAGCAGUAGAAAGACUGUGUCUACUAACCUGUGCCAUAACCAGAGCAGGGCUCGAUAUAGAGGAUUCCUAGAAGGAGCUAUUUUGUGACAACUUGGUAGUGAUUAGAGCCAGUGGAGAACUUUGUUUUAGUGGCAGAGAUAUAUUGAAACUACCCACACAGGAAUACCGUUGGAUCACAUCCGCCUGACUUUGGGCAAAGUACAAAAGAGACACAAAAGGGUUCUCUUGGAAACAAGGAAGAAUGAUUCCAGAUUUGGGUUGAAUGAUUGCCAUUUUAAGUUAUGAAAAAGAUCAGAGCAGUGCUACAUUUGCACAGGCAGUUUCUCUCCCUGCAGUAGUUUGCACUGAUUAUCACCUCUCACAGCAUCUUCCCCACCCAGCACUUCACUUAGUCCUCGUUGUAUCCAAUACCUCUCCCACGAUCUCCCCGCCAUGCCCACGAUCACAUCCAAUAUGGUGGCCACAAGGUCUCUCCACAUUAAGCAAAGCAUGAAAGAACACUAGCAGCAGAAGGAUGAGGAUGGAAAGAGCGUGCCUCUGGAAAGACAGCUCCCUGGGAAUUUAUAUUAGGUCAAUCCUACAGAUACCAAAAUGUGCCCCAGGGCUCCAUCAUUUUCUAAUGAACGUGGGAGCACUCCAUUUUCCCUGGAAGCAAAUUUCCCCUGAGAAAUGAUACUAGCCCUUGGGUUUACCCAUCUUGCAACUUCGUCAUAUCCUCUUUUUCAUCCCUAACUCCUCUUGGUGUGGAAUUGACUCCCAUGCAGUACUUAUGCCAAGUGGCACCUUCUUUACAUUUAUUUUGUAUUUGCUGUGGUGGUGGUUCUUUAUUUGCUGGUUGCCUUUUCUCACACAUAUCUUUUACCCCUCUUUCCUUCUGAGUUUUAUUUUUCUGCCCAGAAAAACCUGACUUCGAUACCAAAAAAGAUAAAACUACAGAAACUCAAAUUUAAAAAAAACUUAAAAAAAAACAAAAAAAUACUCAACGAUUCUUUCAGCUUUAUUAACAUUUUCCAUUGUUUCUUGCGACUUGUGUCUCGUUCUUUGUAGUAUUGAUGAUGAACAUUUGAUAAUGAAUGUUCUUGUAUAUUCAGAUAAAGAAAAAAAACCAAAAAAGCGGUCUGAAUUUAAUAGUGUUUAUAAUAAAAAUUUUAAAAAUGACCCUCAUAGCACGCAAAACAGGAUGGGGAAUUUCCCCUCUUUUUUCUGUGACAAUGCGCAUCAUUCCUGCAUUAGUUUUUAACACCAAACUACCUACAUUCAUCAUUUCCCCCAUUUUUCUUUUAUUUUCUUGCAUUUGUGAAUUAGUUCAAGAAUGCUAGAAAAGUGUCGAGUUGUGCACAUCCAUUUCCUGUUUCACAAUGUUUAAAAGUGACAGUAAUUCAUUUUGUAAACUAAAAAAAAAAGGUUGGAAUAGUAAGCAUAAUAGGUACAACCUAACACGUUAUUAUGUUUAUUAACUUUGAGACCCAGAAAUAAAUUCUUUUCUUUUCUUUAUUCCUGCUCUUUAAAAUAUAAAAAAAAAAAAUUAUGUUUUGUUUUGUGUUAUUUUUGGUUUGUUUAUGGGGGGGCUUUUUUAAUUGUCAGGAUUAUGAUCUUGCUGUUUUUACUCCUUAAAUAUGUAUACCAGGUGAUGUGAAAAGAUGACAUUGGUAGAGUAGGCUGCUUCCUUGUCCUUCUACUUUGCUUCAGAAUUGUUGACUUCAAGAACAAAGAGAAAGCCCAUGUUGCUAUCACAUUGCUCACUUGCGUUUCCACAGUGUGUGGCAUUCCUGCAGUCCCUGAGAAAAACGAAGUCAGAGACUUGGAUUCUCCUUUUGGUCCUUUAAAAAUUCAAGGAAUAGUUCCAGGGGACCUUUUGUAUUGUAGGGAAAGGUUUUUGCUUCUGUUGAUUGUAGAUGUCACCACAAAAUGCUUUCUUUUCUUUCUUCUUGCUUAAUAACAACAUUCCACGAGGCCUCUUUCAACUAGGGAGGAUUUUUCUUCCAGAAGAAUCCCACAGGAGAUACUGGAGUGAUGAGUACCAUUGGCUACGUAGACUAGAGCCGGGAAGCCAUCCCUCUGGCCAGUCAGCCUGCUGAUCCUUUGAGUUCUGAUUUUGAGUGAAGAGUUUGGUGAGAAAUUGAGCCAGAUUCAAUGCUGUCGUUAUAACAUUGAGAGGUUACGUUUGAUUCAUUGACAGCACACCUCUUAUGAACCUCUGAUUUAGAAUUGUCAAACUGGAUUGGUUCGGAAUGUUUUUAUUAGUGAUAGGAGAAAAGAAAGCAAUACGAUCUGGAAGAAACUUGUUUUAAACAUCUUUCAUUCAGCAAAUGAUUAAGUGUUCAGAAAGCAGCCAGAACCUAAGCAAGAAAAGUGAGGAAAGAAUGCGGAAUUGUGAAGCGACCCUUUAGGAAGUGUUUCUACCCAAACACGUGCACUCUUGUUUUUAAGUCAUAACAAAAUAAUGACGAGCUUUUCACAUCACCUUUACGGUUUCAAUCCCUAGCUCAAAGCUUCCUGGAAUCUUUUAUUUUUUGUAAACUUUUUUUCCUUUUGUUAAAAUUAAUAAAACAUUCAAUGUUUUCCCCCUUUUCUCUCUUAUGACUUCUUUUCUUUCCUUUGGCGUUUUCAAUUAUUUUGAAGUGCUUUCCUUUGGUUGGUUUUAUUCUUACGCUCUCUCUCCCCUCUUCUUAUUAUUCAGAGUAUAAACCUGCAAAGUUCUGCUCUGUUUUGGUUUUGAAAGUUUAAGCUUUUCUGCUUCUGUGAGAGCACAGGCUUCUGUCCCUUUUGAUUCCAACUGAACUUUUGUGUUCUCUAAUGAUACUAACACGGUGUAGGUUUUACAGUCUCCUAAUUUGUACUGGUAAUGCAUAUUCCAAAUAAAUAGUUUCUUUUGUUGCAAAAAAA
Molecule: messenger RNA, 9776 nt
Organism: Equus caballus (horse)
Lineage: Eukaryota; Metazoa; Chordata; Mammalia; Perissodactyla; Equidae
Gene: PBX1
Product: PBX homeobox 1
Biological process (GO): brain development; eye development; animal organ morphogenesis
Cellular component (GO): nucleus
Molecular function (GO): RNA polymerase II cis-regulatory region sequence-specific DNA binding; DNA-binding transcription factor activity, RNA polymerase II-specific
Source: RefSeq, a predicted model, not a curated record